UGUCUCGCCCUCACCGUCAGGAAGGUGGACGCUCCUCCCCGACACUGUUCAUCUGCCGGAGAAACGACCCGAAACGACAUGGAUAACGACCCACAUGAACUCAAGCUCAAGAAGGAGGACUCGAAGGGCAUCGACUCUGUAACAGAGGACGUCGCAAAGACCCUCGCAGCUGGGGAAGUGUCAGAACUUGUGGUCGUCGCGGAAGGUGAAGAACGAACGACACUAUUCGUAUGGCUGCUCGUAUUCUGUACCAGUAUAUCCGGAUUGCUCUUCGGAUAUGACACUGGCGUCAUUUCGGGAGCUCUCGUUACCAUCGGCUCAGAUCUCGGGCCUCAGUCGCUCUCGAACUUCCAGAAGGAACUCAUCACUACAGCAACAACUCUCGGUGCCCUCAUUGGUGGUCUCAUCGCCGGCAUGCUCUCCGAUUACAUAGGCCGGAAACCCGUGCUCGCUGUUGCAGACGUCAUCUUUAUUGCAGGCGCGAUUGGCCAAGCCGUCUCUCACGCCGUCUGGCCCAUGGUCGGCGGGCGGUUCGUGAUUGGUUUCGGUGUUGGCCUCGCGUCAUGCAUAGCACCGCUGUAUAUCCAGGAGCUGUCGCCUACGCGUCUGCGCGGACGUAUGGUCGCAGUCAACGUCGUUGCCAUUACCGGAGGCCAGGUUAUUGCCUACGGUAUUGAUGCUGCCUUCCAGAACAUGGACGGUGGAUGGCGCUGGAUGGUUGGCCUCGGGACUGUUCCCGCAGGGUUGCAAUUAAUGUUCCUGUUCUUCCUGCCCGAGUCGCCGCGCAUCAUGAUUCGCAGAGGCAGGCUUGAUGGUGCGCAUAGGACUCUAUCGAGUAUAUACUCGCUGGCGACGCCUGAGCAGGUUGAGCUCAAGAUGAAAGUCCUGGAGGCUGCGGUGAAGCAGAGUGUUCAAAUAGCCAACUCGACAACCUUCUGGCAGCGGCUGCGGUCGAUUGUCCUUGUGCCUGUACAUCGGCGUGCCCUGAUCAUCGCAUGCGGUCUUCAGGCAUUCCAGCAGCUGUGUGGAUUCAAUACCCUGAUGUACUACAGCGCCACGCUUUUCCAAGAGAUCGGCUUCAGCGACUCGAUCGCCGUCAGCCUGAUUGUCUCGGGCACCAACUUCAUCUUCACGCUAUUCGCGCUGAAGUACAUUGACAUUAUUGGCCGGCGUAAGAUCAUGAUUUACUCCGCUCCCGGUAUGAUAAUUGGUCUCGUCGUCGCUGCCAUCUCCUUCCAUUAUAUGACCAAGAAGACGGGCGGCCAGCUCGUCACUGGCACUGAUUACCCGAAAUCAUGGUCGUCCCUCAUUCUAGCGUGCAUGAUCUUCUACGUCGCGUCCUAUGCCACGGGUCUCGGUAAUGUCCCGUGGCAACAAGGCGAACUCUUCUCUCUAGAGGUCCGUGGCAUCGGCACUUCGCUCGCAACGACCAUGAACUGGGGCGCGAACCUGCUCAUCAACUCCACCUACCUCUCGCUCAUGGCAGCGAUCACGCCCGCUGGCGCGUUCGGCUUCUACGCCGGGCUCUGCCUGCUCGGCUGGCUCUUCUGCUUGUUCUGCUUCCCGGAGACGGCUGGCCUCAGCCUGGAGGAGGCGCAGAUGAUCUUCCAGCACGGAUUCGGCAUCCGCGCGAGCCAGCGGCUUCGCAGGGAGAAGCGGGAGAUCAAGAAAGCCGAGCUGGAGCGGGCGCUGCAGGAGAAGGCGUAGAUAUGCCUCUCCCCGCCCCGUUAAGGUCUGUCGUGUAGUGACAGACAGCGGGCGGCCUCAUGAUGUUCAUGCUGCUUACGAGCAUUUUGAGUGCCAGUGUUG
Molecule: messenger RNA, 1809 nt
Organism: Rhodofomes roseus
Lineage: Eukaryota; Fungi; Basidiomycota; Agaricomycetes; Polyporales; Fomitopsidaceae
Product: general substrate transporter
Exons: 12
Coding region: 79-1707 (542 amino acids)
Biological process (GO): transmembrane transport
Cellular component (GO): membrane
Molecular function (GO): myo-inositol:proton symporter activity
Source: RefSeq, a predicted model, not a curated record